ACAGAGAGGAUUUUAGACUUUUCUUCUCACAGGAAUGUUUUCAUCUGUGCUGAGACAAGACAAGGGGUUUAGCUGUGGUGGCUUGUUGAGCACUGGGCAUUGAUAAGGUCAGAGUAGGAGGGAGGGCACCGGGCAGAAUCCCAGUGAAAACUGCCUGAGAGAAGUUUAUCUUUGGUGCUGCAGUUUCCUCAGUGGCUCAGGAGAACAUGGCCUCGCUGUGAAGUGAAGAGGUCACCAAGUGACUGAAAGAAAUGAACUUUAUCAGGAGCUGAGAAGGCCUUUCUCCUGGUUUUGCCAAUAAAGCUGAGGGGACAGUUGUAAGACGGUAUGGCAGACUGGAACUUGUUAGGGAAGCUGCUUGAAAGUGCUCAAGAGCACUCCACUGUAGUGGGCAAAGUCUGGUUGACGGUGCUGUUCAUCUUCCGCAUCCUGGUGCUGGGGGCUGCUGCUGAGAAGGUGUGGGGCGACGAGCAGUCCAGCUUCACGUGUGACACCAAGCAGCCUGGUUGUCAGAACGUCUGCUAUGACACGACCUUCCCCAUUUCUCACAUCCGCUUCUGGGUGAUGCAGAUCAUCUUUGUCUCCACGCCCACUCUCAUUUAUCUUGGUCAUAUCCUUCAUUUGGUCCGUAUGGAGGAGAAGGAGAAGCAGAAACAAAAGGAGCUUGAAGACCAGCAGCAGGUACUCUGCCAUAAGGACAAAAAGCCCUCAGUUAAAGACAAACAGGGCCAUGCACGUUUACAAGGUGCGCUGCUGCGGACCUAUGUCUUCAACAUUAUUUUUAAGACCCUGUUUGAGGUAGCGUUUAUUGUAGCUCAGUAUUUUCUAUAUGGCUUUGAGCUCAAGGCCAUGUACACCUGCGACCGCUGGCCUUGCCCAAACAUGGUGAACUGCUACAUCUCCCGCCCCACUGAGAAGACAAUCUUCAUCCUUUUCAUGCUGGCUGUAGCCUGCGUCUCACUGCUGCUCAACCUGGUGGAAAUGUACCAUCUAGGUUUUACAAAGUGCCACCAGGGUCUUCGUUACAGGAGUUCAAAAGCCGCACGUGAAGGUUCCAAAGCCCUAAGUGAGCCGGUCAUGCCCUUUGUCCCAAACUAUAACUAUUUUGGAGGUCAUUCUGCUGUGCCUGAACCUUUCCCUACAGACUCAAAGUACGGCAUGCCAGAACCAAACUCUGCUUACAGCCCCUACAACAGCAAGGUGGCCUACAAGCAGAACAGAGAUAAUAUGGCUGUGGAGAGGAAAGGCAAAGCGGAAGAAAAUGAUAUGAAGGGGAGGAAAAUCUCCAGUCCUGUCCUUGAGAUGUCCAUCGAAAAUCAGCGCAGAAACAGCCAGUCAAGCAAGCACAGCAACUUUAAGAACAGGAUGGAUGACCUGAAGAUCUAAGAAUCUACUGAAUAUUAAUGCAAGAAGACUCAGGAAAAACUGGAGACACCAACAUGUAAUAAUAUGUAAAAUAUGAGUGUGAAAGACGUUAGGGGAAAAAUUAGGUAAACACAAAGCAGAUAAAAGACUGGAAGCCAAGAUUUAAGAGCACUCAGGGAGACACGCUGGAGGCAGAGCAUGUGUUAAGUAAAGUGUUGUGAUUAUAAUGUGAAAAAUAAUAACAGCAGGCUUUAGUGAAAACAUCUUACAACUUCAACUGGAGCCAUUUCUUAGAUCAGAUAAUCUCCUUAUGUUAAUAGCAAGGAAGCUCAUAAGAAAAGAGCAAGUGUUUAGAACGCUGGUUUAACCUCAUGACACUAUUUUACUUUGUUUCCACUCUGACAGAUACAUGUGAAAACCAUAAGAAAAGAAGGCUUUACUUAAACUACAAAUUAUAUUUUUGUCAUUGAUGAUCUUUCAUAUUUGUGUGCAUAUUUUUAUGCAGACCAGGUAACUCAAAACAUUUUUGUUUACAGCUGUAUUACUUAAAUGAGUACUGUGAGAUGAGAAUAGAAGAUAAAAUAAGCAAUACUGGACUAAUAAGAAUGUUUUACUGAAACAAACUCUGUGUUUUUUUGUUGUGUUAUUGCUGUUAUUGCUUAAAUUACUGCAAAAAUAUUUGCUUAUUGAUGAAGAUUUAAUACAGAAAGUACUUAUCCUGGGAUACAGGCAUCCUUGUAAUAUAUUUGUGAUGUACUUUGAUUAAAAUCCCCAAAACAAACAAGUGCUUUUUCAAAAUCCCUGUUUCAGAAUAUCAGAUGUAC
Messenger RNA from Oreochromis niloticus (Nile tilapia), 2189 nucleotides. RefSeq names its product gap junction protein, alpha 2 (gene gja2). Gene Ontology annotation, cellular component: connexin complex. The record is from RefSeq and is a predicted model, not a curated record. The transcript is spliced from 3 exons. Lineage: Eukaryota; Metazoa; Chordata; Actinopteri; Cichliformes; Cichlidae. Bases 328 to 1386 code for a protein of 352 amino acids. Gene Ontology annotation, biological process: cell-cell signaling. Gene Ontology annotation, molecular function: gap junction channel activity.